AUGGCAGCGACAAUCCAUCUAAACUCACAGCAGCCUCUUCCACUCCAUCAGCAACAUCAGCACGUUCAACAUCAAUCGGAAAGGAAUCGGCCGAUUUCGACACCUGUUCCGAUGAGUGUUCCUAGAUACCCUGAGAUACCUCACCCUCCGCCAGCACCCCAGAGUUCAGUAAGAAGAGGUAAUAUGUUCGGUCCUUAUCUCUUGUUACAAACGUUGGGUGAAGGCGAAUUCGGUAAGGUUAAGCUUGGAAUCCACGUUGACACUGGUGAGGAGGCAGCCGCAAAUCCAGUGCCAUCAUUAGCACCACCGGAGGCAUACCUCCCCUCGGAAAUUCCGGUCUCCAAUAAUUACCUAACCACCGAUUAUACGGGGGAUCGACAGAAUGUUCCAUCCGGAACAUCAACUGUGAAACGACACACCAUUCAAGUCGAAUAUUCCGAUAACAAUGCCAAGUAUGUCGAUUAUCCUGAUGAAGAUUUCCAAUUUGUGGAUGGAACGCGUCUCGGCCCUAGUUUAUCACCCGUGGCCACAUCAGAUAUGAUACUGCAGGAAGAAAGAGAUGAACUAUUGCGAACCGACUAUGAAAAUACUUCCUCUUUACCCUCUCAAAAUCUUGAUUUGCCCGAAACUCAUUCUAAAACAGGAAAACAUCAUAGCAUAACGCCGACUGUAUCGUCUGGACAUUCUGACAGAAGUAGUACAGCUGCAAGCACUCCAUCAACCAUCACCACUAGAACUUCGACCAAUGCCGGCUCGAGUCUUCUUACCUUGCACGAGAAGGAUACGGAUGAGGUUGCUCGGGAGAAAAAUCAGAGCAACGACGUGUACCACAAUUUAGAUGCCAAAAACCUUAAGUCAGAAAUACGACCAAUGGAAUCGCAACAAAAGAAUUCAUCUCAAACCCCCAAGAAACGGGAUGCUCCUCGCACGCGACCUGUUACAGUCCAUGGGCCGCCUUCAAUUCCUUUAAUUCAACAUCGUCAAAAUGAGACCAUCAUAAACCCUUCCGUUCCGUCAAAAAAUUCAACUUUGUCAGAUAACGGUCAUCAACGUCCCGAGAACAUUCUACCAAGUUCUCAAUACUCCUCUCCACCACCUUCCAUUCCCUUACCACCGAUUCCUGGACAUCGUGAAUCACCGAUACCUGCUAUUCCGCCACCCUCCGUGAUACAAAAGAGACACAAACGAAGCCCUUCUUCAGAGAAAUUACAUAGUUCAAUGGGUAUUAAAAAUGAAAGUGGAAAUCCAUUGGUCACUGUUAGCACCGCCAGUAAUUAUGAAGUGGAAUCUCGUAAACAAUCAAUAUCACAAUCGCAAACUUUACAACCGGGGCACUUCCAAACAACACUACUGACCACAGAUGUGCCUUCCGAUACCGCAUCUGACACGACGAGCUACGUGGACGAGAAUUUAGUAGAUGAAACUAAGAAGGGGCGAAAUGGAAAGAGAAAAGCUUUGAGCUUGAUGGUCGACACCUUUAAGGGACCGGCGGCUCACUCCACGCACAGUGUAGUGUCAAAUGGUAAUGUUGCGGUAAAAGAAAAGAGAAAAACUGUUAGCGGCACUUCGGCCGGGAGCUCAAAUGCGGCGAAGAAAGUUAUGGACUGGUUUAGAAGAAAAUCAUUAGCGAAGCCCGAUAUCCCUUCAUUGGAGGUACCAAAUAAAUUAGCGAGGGUCGAUGAAUCUGUAAUAUCAACUAACUCGGAACUUGAUGCACCACAAAAGAACAAAAAGAAACAGAAGAGUAAUCCUUCUGUCGUUGUAACUCAGCUCGGUGGUUCUCAGUCAUCAUCACGGCAAUCUACCAUGACUUCUACGAGCGCCGUGGAUCUAAAACUCCGCGUCCAUCACGGUGCGGUCGAUCAAGAUGCAUUGACCUCACGACCACCUUAUGAGGUUUUCAUAGUAGUAAAACAAACUUUGGUCAGUAUGGGUAUCGAGAUUAAACGUGAAAGUGAAUUUAAGGUCAGGUGUGUUAGACGCAAACGAAAGCAAAUCGAAAAUGGAAAGUCGAAGGACAACAAAUCCCAAAAGAACAAAGAUAAUUCGCAGGCAUCAGAAAAUUCCGAAAAUGGCGUAGACUCUUCAAUCGAGAAAAAGCGAAGGAAGUAUACCACAAGCCCCUUAAAAACAUUUUUACGUCGCACCAAUUCCAAUAACACUAGUACUACUUCGUCGGGUAUAACGCCAAUAUCGUCACAAAAUAAUUUCAAGUCUCCCGAAGAGAUGAAUGCAGUAGAUAAUGACAACGCCCUCAAUGGUGAUUCAUUCUCCAUACCCAACAGCCCAACUAUGGGCCCACUCAUGACCCUAACUGGACCAGAUGAUUCAUCUACCGCAAACAUUUUACCGACGUCCACUCUCGCGCCAGAGAUUUUGUAUGGUGACCCAUCCAUAGAUUCCGGAGAGGAAAUUCGAUUUGCUGUAGAACUUUGUCGAUUAAAGAAUCUUCCGGGAAUAUACAUUGUGGAUAUUAAGAGAAUGAAGGCGCUGCAUACAGUACCCGGGUAUAAUCAAUCUAGGCGAAAAGUUAAUUAG
This is a messenger RNA of Acaulospora colombiana, 2538 nucleotides long. The record is from the annotation of a GenBank genome assembly. NCBI's taxonomy places the organism in Eukaryota, Fungi, Glomeromycota, Glomeromycetes, Diversisporales, Acaulosporaceae.